UAUGCUUUGAAAUCAGAGCUGUCUAUUUAUUUGUAGUUUUUCAUUCUGUUUAAAAUAUGCCGCUGUUUAUAAACCCUAAUCAAGUUUUUACUCAGAGAGUUAACUUGCUGGAGCACAAACUCCGCGGAAAAGAAGAACAGAUUAUUAAACUGGAGACUGAAAAUGCACUGCUUCACCUGAAACUGGCCGAAUGUUAUGGGAAACUUGGAAGAAAUAAUGAAGAGGAGACUUAUAUUAGCAGCCUAUACCAGGAUCAACUUAACCGGAACAAAAAUACAAACCUUUUUUUAAAUGAGCUUUUCAAGGAAGUUCAGGUAUUAAAACAAAACUUGAGAGAUCUCUCUUCGAUAUACGCUGGUUUCUCAAAAGAACUUGAGCAGCAGAGCAAAAACUUCCUUAACAAAGUCAUAGCUGCCAGCUGCAUGAUCCAAGACUGCAGUGUGGAUGUGAACAAACUACAGGCACAAGUUCUUGAUCUGGAAAGAUCUUUACAAGAGGAAAAGAACAAAUACAAGGAUGAGAGACAGAGGAGAAAAGUCCUCCAUAACACCCUAAUUGAGUUUAGAGGGAACAUCAGAGUUCAUUGCCGGGUGCGUCCGUUCUUAUCUAUUGAUGUUGGAAACAAUGACACAGAUUUGCUGUCCAGGUCUGCGACAGCUUCAGAAAAAGUGGUUCAUGCAGUUAAUGAUGACACCAUCCUUGUUAAGUGCUCCAGAUCAGGUUAUCCAACUGUGAACAAAAUGUUUGAAUUUGAAAGAGUGUAUAGCCCUGAUGAUUCUCAGCAAACAGUAUUUGAAGAAGUUCGACCUCUGCUUACCUCCCUCCUAGAUGGAUAUAAUGUUUGUAUAAUGGCUUAUGGACAGACGGGAAGUGGAAAGACACACACAAUGAUAGGGCCACACUCUGAAAAUGGCUUCAGCACUGAAGCGUUACCAGAAGAAGGAGUUAUCCCUAAAGCUACAAGGGAGCUAUUCAGCCUGAUAUCUAAGAAAUUGCCUGGGAGCCAUUCCGUUGAAGUGUCUGUGGUGGAAGUGUAUAACAAUGAAAUCUUUGAUCUCCUGGCAAAAGAUGGUGAUGGAUCAAUGUUGAUCAUGAAGCGCGAUGUCAUCACAACCAGUACAGGAAAUAGCGAUGUGCCAUCUUUGACACAUGAAAGUGUGGAAAAUGCUGCAGAGAUCAUGCAUGUUUGUAACCACGGAUUGCAGCUUCGAGCAAAACACCCAACACUGGUCCAUGCCGACUCCUCUCGCUCUCAUCUGGUAGUUACCAUCACUGUAACUACACAGUGUGCUUCAGUUGAGGGUCUAGCUGUCUCCCUGCAAAAUGUGCGUCAAGAGUCGCUGAGCCACAGGAGUCACAGGCAGCCUCCAAAACUCAGGGUUACAGAUGAACAAACAAUGGUUCGCUCCCGGUCUCCCUCGCCUAGGUCCAGUCUGACAGAGCUGCCAGUGCUCCACAAGCCAGUAAAAACUAAACUGCAUCUAGUUGAUCUAGCAGGCAGCGAAUGUGUCGGACUGUCUGGAGUGACUGGUGUGGCCCUUAGGGAAACCUCUUUUAUCAAUCGCAGCUUAUCGGCGUUGUCAGAUGUACUUGGGGCAUUGGCAGAACGACGACCUCACAUCCCCUAUCGAAACAGCAAGCUCACCCACUUACUGCAGGAUUCAAUAGGGGGUGAUGCAAAAUUACUAGUGAUGCUUUGCGUUUCUCCUACCCAGAGGUACAUGACUGAGUCACUGCAGUCAUUAGGAUUUGGAACCCGUGCACGGCAAGUUCAAAGGGGACCGCCUAGGAAAAAGUUGACCAAAUCCAAGUAACUUUUUUGUGUAAGCAAUGCAUUUCAUAAAAUCGGUGUUCCACUUUUUACUGCCAGAUGUGCAAGCUGUCUGGUCUCAAAAUGAAAAACCAGCACAGUAAUGAAGUAGGAUAAAGAGUAACAUAAUGCAUAAAAAGGAUUAUCAGUGAGACAGAUGCAUUAUUCUGUUUCCUAUUUAAAAAAUACAUUCAAAGAAUGCCACAUUCACAAAAGCAUUUGCUAGAACAGCGGUUUUCAAACUGGAGUACGCGUACAUCUGGGGUUACUCGAGUGCUAUUCAGGGGGUACGCGAGAAAAAUCCUAUAAUGGCAGACAACAGGAUUUGAUUUUUAUUUAUUUAUUUGUUUGUUUAUUUAUUUAUUUAUUUAUUUUUACCACAUUG
Molecule: messenger RNA, 2195 nt
Organism: Polyodon spathula (Mississippi paddlefish)
Lineage: Eukaryota; Metazoa; Chordata; Actinopteri; Acipenseriformes; Polyodontidae
Gene: kif25
Product: kinesin family member 25
Exons: 15
Coding region: 57-1814 (585 amino acids)
Biological process (GO): microtubule-based movement
Molecular function (GO): ATP binding; microtubule motor activity; microtubule binding
Source: RefSeq, a predicted model, not a curated record